Molecule: messenger RNA, 2619 nt
Organism: Cladocopium goreaui
Lineage: Eukaryota; Dinophyceae; Suessiales; Symbiodiniaceae
Source: the annotation of a GenBank genome assembly
AUGCGCCCUUGGCUGUGCUGCCUCCUGAUGGCCCUGCCCUUUGCACCUGCAGUAACUGGCCCAUUGGCUGUAGUGACUGGCGCCAACAAGGGGGUGGGCUUCCAUGUGGCUCGACAGCUUCAGGAGGCCGGACUGCGGGUGAUCAUUGCCUGCCGCAACGAGCUUUUGGCAAAACAGGCAGCUGCCACAUUGGGCUGUGAAUAUGAAAUCUUGGAUUUGGCAUCAGAUGCUUCAAUCGAUGCCUUUGCCAAGCAGAUGGAGACGAAGUAUGCGCAACUGGAUGUGCUGGUGAACAACGCCGCCAUCGCCUUUAAGGCCGCGGAUCCCACGCCCUUCAAGGAUCAGACCGUGCCAACGUUGGCGAUCAACUUCUUCGCCACCAUGCGCCUCACGGACCGGCUCCUACCUUUGCUUCGUGCUUCUGCCAUGAAAGGCGGCCGCCCGAAGAUUGUGAAUGUGGCCUCCAUGGCCGGAAAACUACGGCAACUGAGUCAGAAACUGAAGGUCUUGGAAUGCCCAGCCCUGCAGGCGCAGUUUGCUUCGGACACCUUGGAUCGCAACAGAUUGGUGUCUCUCGUUGAGAACUUCGUGGCAGCAGUGCAAUCUGGACGGCACAAAGAGAUGGGCGAAGCUGGCGAGUCGAAACUGGCCUUAAUCGCCUUCACGCGCUUGGUGGCGCGAGAGGAGCCGACAAUUCAGGUGAAUGCGUGCUGCCCAGGUUACUGCCGGACUGACAUGUCCUCGAAUCGCGGUGGUCAGGACCCAAGCGUUGGGGCGCGCACGGUAGCGCUGUGUGCGCUGCUGUCGCCGAGCGCUCCCAGUGGUGCCUUCUUUGAGAACCAACAAAUCUCUGUCCAAGAUGCUGAAGCAAAAGAGACCGCAGAGGCCAAAGGUGAGGCAACAAGCAAAGCCAAGAGGCGGCCGGGGAACAGCUUGCUGAACUCCUGCUUGGGGGGCAGUUGGGAUGGAAAAACUGGAUAUAAGUAUGGCAAUCACCCCUGUAAGAUGCUCGCCCGUGCCGCCAAGCGUCGGCGCACGAGCCAACCAGAGCUGGACUACUAUCAGAUUCUGGGGCUACGCCGUGAUGCAAAGCACCAGGACAUCAUCCGGGCCUACCACCGGGAAGCGAAGCAAACCCACCCAGAUCGGCCUGGAGGCAGCAAAGAGGCGUUCCAAACCUUGGCCCAUGCUUACGAAGUGCUCGCUGACGAUGCGAAGCGACAAGCCUACAACGCCAGCAUAGUGGAGCGAGGCAGCUGUGAUGGGGCUGCGGCCACCCAUGAUCCAAAGCCAAGGUGUGAAAGGCACAUCUUGGCCGAGCAUCCUGAGGCCUUCGUGAAGCUUCUUCUUAGCUGCAAAAUGGCGCUGUGGGCGCGGCUGCUCAGAGGUUUGACAGGAGCGCAACUGCAGAAGCUUCUUGAUUGCUUGCACUUUGAGGAGAAUGGGCAGAGGUUAUUGACCCGCAGACAAGCUGGGGUGUCCUACUCUCAAGAUCUCCGGCGACCUUGCUAUUUGUAUGCAGGUGCGGGGAACAGCUUUUGGGCAGAGGUCCUCAUUCACGGCAUAUGUUUCGCCACCCCUCGUACUACGUCCAGGGCAGUGGCAGCCUACUACCAUUCCGCGGUAGUGGAGCUGAAGCGAUUGGUUCAAGAAGGCAUAUCGGCAAAUCCUUUCGGCAGUCUUGAAGAUGCAAUUAUCCGUGGGCUUUCAGGCCUGGACACCCAAGGCUUGACUUGCCCACUUUUGUUUUCUGUGCGUAUUACUAGUAGAAGGUUUGGAAAUAAGGAUUUCCGAAGCAGCACUGUGGAUGACAUCCAUGUGGCUCUGACGAUGAGACAAGAAUCAUACAAUGCUGCCAGCGCCAAAGCGUUGAAGAAGCUGAAGGAGAAAUGGGCGCAGAUGGCAGGUGACGGGGCUGAAAAGGCUCAGGGCUUAAGGCAAAAGACCGCAUCGCGGCUCGCAGGCUACAUCUUGGCGCAGCAAGAGGCCAGAAAAGACGCUCCUUUGGCCCGGGUUCGCAGAUCCUUCAAGCAGCCGGCAGAUGUCGUGGUCCAGGUUCCCUUUCUUGGUCAUUGGGCCUCAACGCUUGGACUUGGACCAGAUCAGCUCCGAAAUCGCCUCAGCUCAUUGGAGGGCCAACAAGCCCUAAAGGACUUCUUUGCACGGCAUCCUUUCGCACUUGAGGAUACGAAGUCCACCAAACUUCCCAGAGAAGUGUUCGGUUUCAUUGGCCUUGUGGAUCUUUGCCAGCUCUUGGUGCUGAACAAGGAGUACUGUGAAAUGGGGAAGGAGCAGAUCAAGACCAGAUGCCAGGGCACCUUCACCCCAUCUACCCAGGACUUUGGAAAUGAAUGUCAGCACCUCAUUGAAUUUGUGAACUGGGGAUUCCUACAGCAAACCCGCCUCAUUGAUUUGCGACACCUUCCGGCUGAAGCACGCAGUGAUUUCCUGUGGGCUGUGCUUUGUACAUUGGAAAAGCUGGAGCGUGUGCUAGUGACGCACGCGACGCAGGUUCCAUGUUUGAAGUCCAGGCAAUUUGCAGUGGAAGUCUCUUUGCUGGCCUCGGCCUGAUAGCCAAUGCCCAUGUCCUCUGAUGUCCUUUGGUUCCAAUGCCCCCUG